This is a messenger RNA of Elaeis guineensis (African oil palm), 4015 nucleotides long. RefSeq lists its product as uncharacterized. The record is from RefSeq and is a predicted model, not a curated record. Lineage: Eukaryota; Viridiplantae; Streptophyta; Magnoliopsida; Arecales; Arecaceae.
CCUCAUGCCCCCUUCUUAAGACCCACUCAUCGGGGGAAAGAGAAACUGGUGAGGGGCUCCUUGUACUCGGUCCUCUCUCUCUCUCCAUAAAAACAUUUCAAAACCCCCAAAAUCUCCCAUUUUGGCCUGCUAUUCCUGAAAAAUACCCGCUCCCUCUCUCCUGCCCCCUCCCUCUCCCCUGCGAGCCAAGAUGAGCGGUUCUUCUAGGAUCUCCAUUCCAAGCAGCGUCCGGAGGACGAUCCAGGACAUCAAGGAGAUUGCCGGGAGCUACAGCGACGAGGAGAUAUAUGGAAUGCUCAAGGAGUGCUCAAUGGAUCCCAACGAGACCGCACAUAAGCUCCUCCUCCAAGAUCCCUUUCAUGAGGUCAAGAGGAAGCGCGGCAGGAAAAAGGAGAACAGGGAGCCUGCUGAUUCUAGGUGGAGGCCAGGGUUGCAAGGGCGAGGGGGUAGGAGUGGUAGGGGAAAUCAUUCUUCUUGCCAUAUUUCUCAUGAUGUUGGAGGUGGAAGUAAUGUUGGUGUUGGAAAGGAAAAUGGUGUCAAUCAAGGCACAGAUAAGAGCAUCACAUCUUCAUCUUUGCCUACCACUCAUGACACAGGAAAUAAGUUCGCUGCCACUAUAUCAAGCUCUGUAGCUGGCCUGGAUAAUGGUUCCACCAGGAUGGAAUGCCAGAUUUUGGGACACGGAGGUACAUGCCAAAAUUCCGGUGGCAGUGUUAACACCUCAGUAGAGGAAUGUUCUACCACUGAAAUAAGUAAGAUGGCAACACAGCUACCGGGUGACAUAAAUAGUGUUUCUGCAUCUGGCCAAUCUAUACCUAAUUCUGACCAGUUUGUAUCAUCUAGAACAACAAUUGUAUCAAGAGUGUAUGCAUCAGCUUCAGACCCUGUGCUGGUGCAAUCUUGUGAUGCAUGCAUUCCAGGUGUUAUUGGUGCCAUCGGCUGUGAAGUUGGGGGUCAACGAACACCUGGAGUGACAGACAUCAACAGAGUUGCAUCUUGUGAUGUUGCUAGUUCUGAGUUGUCAUCUAUAAAUGGAAAGAAUUCUUCAGAAUUGGGCAAUUCUAACAAACAAGGAAGGACGCCAAGCAAAUCUAAUGGACUUGAUGUGAUCCAAAUUUCAUCACAAGAUGGAUCUUCCUCUUCUACCACUGUCUCUGUGGGCAGUAGGCCAUCUUCUAAUUACAGCAGCAGAUCACAGCCACUAAGUGGUCCUCAGAAAGCAGUUGGUCCUGCUAAGGAGUGGAAACCGAAACCAACGAGUGUGAAUUCUGCUCCGGCCUCUGGUUUGUCAAGCACUUCUGAAGUUCAAACUAUGUCAGCAGAAACUGUUGAUCCCUCACUACCUGCAUCAAGUUCUACCCCUUUCAAGAACACUACUUCGAAGCUGCAGGACAAGCUAGAGGAGCAGCAGUUUUCAGAAACCCAUGUUAUCAUUCCAAAUCAUCUUCAGGUUCCACAAUCUCAAAUAACUGGUCUGAGCUUUGGAAGUUUUGAUGCCAAUUUUGGGCUGACCAUGACUGAUAGCAACAAGAGCUCGACGCUGUUGUCUGAGUCGUCUCAGGAGGUUAAAGAGAAUGUUGAAGAGCCUUCUCCAACCUUUCACAAUGUGUCAACUACUCAAGAAGCAGAUUAUCCAGAUCAUCUGCAGCCACCAGCCCAGAUUGCAGAAAAUAUAUCAACCAAGGAGCCAGAAAUUUCCUCCAAUGUCCUUGCAGCACCCGAAAAUGAUCAACCAAAACCAGAAGCAAGUUUGGCCCCUGAAAGUCCUCAAUACUCGGUGGUUCAUACUGCACACACUUAUUCAAAUUUUGGACUGGUACCACCAACAGUGAGCAGCCAAUUUAGAACCGUUGAAGGUGCUGAACCUCAGUCACAUGAAGCCUCUCAUGUCUCGGGCUUUGUUGUGCAUCAACAUUUUGAUCCAUCUACAAGCUACUAUACACAAAUUUACCGACCUGCUGCUGAUGGUGAUGGUCGCUUCUCUCCAUUUCUUCCACCUGGUGCUGCUUCCAAAUUCAACGGAAGCAUUGCAAUCUUACAUCCUCAGACUGGCCAGUCUCAGCAGGAGAGUGGGAAUUCUUCUGUUCUGUCUUCAACAGAUCCGACCCUGCUUGUACCCCAAGCUGCUGGAGUUAUUCCGAGCUCUCUUGCCAUCAACCAACAACCAAUGCCUGUCUUUCGACAGCCUGCUGGUGUACACUUUUCUCAUUACCCUCCUAACUACUAUCCAUAUAGUCAGUAUUUCUCACCAUUCUAUGUUCCACCCCCAAGUCUUCACCAUUUUUUAAGCAACGCCGCAUUCCCCCAGCAACUUCCCACUGGAAGUAUGUAUCUGCCUCCAGCAGAUGCAGCUGCUGCAAAUCCUGUCAAGUAUUCACUCUCUCAACACAAGCCUCCAACUAACAACAGUAAUCCAAUCCAUACUGGAAUGCCAACUGGCUUCGGCAUACACAGUUCAAGUCCAGCCAGUUAUAGUCCCACUCCUGCUAUGACAUCUGGAAACUCAACUAGCAAUGAGGAUGGUUCCAUGCAGUCAAAAGAAAAUAAUGCCGACAUUGAUAGUCAACAGAGUGAAGUUCCAACUGUGUGGAUUCCCGCACCUGGGAGGGACGUAUCUAGUCUGCAGGCUAGUUCUUUCUACAGUCUCCCUCCUCAGGGACAGCAUGUGACAUUUGCACCAACACAGGCUGGCCAUGGCUCCUUCACUGGAAUCUACCAACCCACCCAGAUAGUAGCUGCUGGUUCUGUUCAUCCAUUGCUCCAGCAGUUUCAGGCCACAUCUGGAGCCAUUGAAGUGGCCGGCACUCCUGCAGGCAUAUAUCAGCGGCCACAACGUGCGCCGGUUAAUUGGGUCAAUAAUCAUUGAGAGCUAAAGAAAAUUUUCAUUUGCGGUAGCCAGUGAUGCAAGAUAUUUGACAUUUUGUUGGGAAUGAUGAAGGCUACUAUUGAUUUGAACAUAAAAUCAUGAUUUGCAGCAUGACGCGGCCUGCUAAGGAACUGUAUAUAUAUAAAGGUUGGCCAGGAACUUCUGAGACAUGCAAGUUUUAUCGGUUUUGGACUGCAUGAAACUGAUAGAGUUCACCCAUGAUUGAUGGUUGACCAAAUUUAAUUAAUGGAGAGGAGGUAUGUGCAGGUCCCUGUCUCCGCUGGCUGGUGCUUUUUACCUUGAUUGUUUUGCCUUUCAUUUUUCUAGUUAUUGUGGGUGGUGAAAAGUUUGGUUUUUCGUCCUUUUUCCCCCUUUCCUCAUAGUUUCCCAUUCUAUGCUUUUCUUGAGGCAUCAUAGAAACUUUGGAAGGUAAGAAAUUAAGUUGGUGGAUUUUCAUUCUUUCCCCUGACUUUCCUGUAAAGUAAAUUUUGAUGGUAAGAAAAUUUAUUACAACUGUUCUAUUUUGGUGUAAUAGAAACAGCAACAUAGCCCAUUUGUUUCUUGUUUUCAGAUUUGAAAGAGGCAUUUGGCUUCGUGGAACAUGGGGAACUUCACCUUUAAAUGCUUUCUUCUGGCUCCAAUAAUCAUGGAUGACUCUGUGCUAUCAUAAAGCAUUUGUGUUUGAGAUGCCUUAAUCUUCUGGAAUGAUCAUAACCUGAAUCUAAUAUAUGGAAUCUUUUUUUGUUUUAUUUUUUUUUAAAUUUGAUUAAUGUUUAUUUCUUCAACCUUGAGUAAAUAGCAUGGCCCUAUAAGAAAGCAACAGGUGAGUAUCCCUAAAAUUAUAAUUUAUAAUGUAUUGCCUGGACAUUGACAUAUCAUGUUGUACUCUUAAGCAGUAAGUACAAUCAUCUUCUUUACCUCUACAUUAUGUGGAAAAUUCUAUACAUGCAUAGCUUGGCAUAUGGGAAGGCUUUCCUGUUUUUCAGACGGAUGGUUUGGAGACAGUCGAAGAUCUCAGAGGAUGAGAGAUUGGGGGUGUUUAUCAGCUCUCCUCCUUUUAUCCUCCUUUAUUUGUAAAGUUUAUACCAAAACGAGAACUGUAAUUUGUGUCAUAUAUAUAUAUAUAUAUAUUUAAUAGCAUUUGAAACA